Rhodotorula graminis WP1 is the source of this 1464-nucleotide messenger RNA. RefSeq lists its product as uncharacterized. Bases 1 to 1440 code for a protein of 479 amino acids. The record is from RefSeq and is a predicted model, not a curated record. NCBI's taxonomy places the organism in Eukaryota, Fungi, Basidiomycota, Microbotryomycetes, Sporidiobolales, Sporidiobolaceae. The transcript has 4 exons.
AUGCAGGCCGCCGCUCCUCCGCCGCUCGCCUUCGAGCCCGUGCCGACCCUGUCCCUCAUCGACUCGCUGUACCAGAGCCGCCAGACCCUCCUGUUCGACACGUUCGCCAUCUUCAAGUCGCCCUCGCGCCCGCGCACCGGCACCAUCUCGGAACAGCCCCACUCGCUCGAGCACAUCGCCACCGCCAACCUCGCCAUCGGACCCCACUCGUUCCCCGACACGCGCCUGUACCUGUGCGAGUGGGCCCAACCGGCAGCGACCGCACCGCCACCGCCACCGGCCCCGACCCUCAACCCGGCCGCCAUCACGCCCGCCCUCAUCGCCCGCCUCAACGCCGCGUCCCAGACCGACCCGGCCCUCGCCGCCAUCCUCCAAAAGGCCGCGUCGGGCCAAGCCUCGCCUGAAGAGCUGAGCGGCCUCGCGCGCUACAUCGACGACAUGCGCCAAGAAGAGGCCGGCGCCCCUCCUCCUCCAGCACCCGCACCCGUACCCGCACCACCCGCCGACUCGUCCGCCGCACCCCUCCCGACCCACCCUUCCCUCGUCCUCGAGUUUCGCGAGCUGAGCGGCGGCGAGCAGUUCAUCCUCCCCGCCCACUACAUCUACUCGCCCCUCCACUCGCACGUCCCGCAGCCGCUCGGCGCGCAGGACGUCCUCCUCUCCUUCUUCGUCUUCCCCUCGGAGCGCGCCUCGACGCCGUCCAUGUUCAAGCGUGGCCGGCCCCGCUCGGCGCCGCAGGGUCAAGGACUCGACGGCGCCGCCGCCGGCCUCGACCAGGACGCGCCCGUGCCCGUCGACAUGAUCGUCCAGGGCUGCGGCGAGUACGCGCGCGAGUGCAUGUUUCGCGCGGCGCGCAACGGUCGCAAGAAGGACGAGCAGGUCGAGAUGUGGUGGCGCCAGAUGAUCAGCUCGGUGCCCUCUCGCACCCACGUCCUCUUUGUCCCGCCGCCGCGCCCUUCGGCCCGCGACGCGACCCCGCCCGACGGCGCGCUCGACUCGACGGCGGCGGCGCACGGGCACCCGGCGUCGUCGGCGCUCAGUCGAACGGCGAGCCAGCUUGCGGUCGGUGGCGCGGCGACGCCCGGGUCGGCGAGCGGCGGUGCGGCGGGGCAGAAGAGGGGAGGGACGCCCAAGGAGGGACCGGGUGGGGGCAAGAAGGCCAAGCUGGGUGGAGGAGGCAAGAAAGGUCCUCGAGCCUCGAACGCCCGGUCCGUCUCGAACCUUGCCGGCUCGCCAACCGCCUCGCCCGGGCCCUCGUCGCUCGCCGGCUCGCCUGGCCCCCUGGGCCUCGACGACGACCCGGCGCUCGUGAGCGUCGUGAGCAGCGGUGCGGGCGGGAGGAGGCCGACGCGGCGGGCGGCGGCGUCGAGGAAGGGCAGGAAGACGUACAACGAGGACAGCGGCGACGACGACUUUGGGGUCAAGGAGGAGCGAGGGUGAGCGGCUUGCAGUGCACCCGCCUUU